AUGGCACACACCCGCAUCUCCUGUCCCAUCGACAGAAGCCGCGAAGGUACGUACCGCGCAACUGGGACUGGAUCGGGUCUGAUCGAAGGCUUCUUUAGAUGGCCUCUAGUCUUCCGAUUCAUCAAAGGCGCCAUCCACGGCGCCAUCAUCGUGCCCGUACUCUUCCACGCACUGUUCACGGCCUUCGUCGUCUAUCUAGAUCUGUACAUUUUUGAUACCGUCGGACUACCCAGUAGCAUUAUCCCCUCUCUCUCAAUAGUGGUGGGCCUCAUGCUCGUCUUCCGCAACCAAACCAGCUACAACCGCUUCUGGGACGGCCGCAGCAGCCUCACAACCCUAACAACCUGCAUUCGCAACCUGGUGCGUACCAUCCUCACCAACGGCUACAGCACCUCGCGUCCCCUCCGCCAAGACGAAAAGGAAGACAUUGAACGCACCAUCCGCAUCCUCAUGGCCAUACCUUACGCUGUGAAAAACCACCUCCGCGCCGAAUAUGGCGCUGCCUUCUACUCCUUUGGGGACGACGUCGGCGAGGACGGAGUCGCGGCAUAUAACCCCGACUACGCGAAUCUGCUCCCCAAGGGACUCGAGGGUCACGAGGAUGAAGGGUUAACGCUGCCGUUCCAAUUAAGUUUCUUCAUAGAUGGUUUCAUCAAGAGGGGUGUAGAGAGGGGCUGGUAUCAUGCGCCUGGGGCGAGUCAGAUGCAGGCGCAGUUGAAUUCGUUGUUGGAUGCGGUGGGGAAGAUGGAGAUGAUUCGGUUGACGCCUAUUCCUGUUGCGCAUUUGAUUCACCAAAAACAAGUCCUGGCUCUCUUUGGCUGCGUCCUGCCCUUCGGAAUGGUGGAUGAUCUGGGCUGGUGGACUGUUCCCAUUGUCAGUCUGGUUAUUUUCACAUUAUACGGAAUCGAAGGGAUCGGAUCACAACUGGAAGAUCCGUUCGGAUACGACCGAAACGAUAUCAAGAUGGAUGCGAUUGUUGGGGACUCCAAGAUGGAGAUCGACGUGGUGUUAUCGGAGUGGCGGAAGUUGAUGUCGUUCGUGGAAGCGGAGACACCAAGGACUGAGAGCCGAUGUGUCGAAGAUCAUAGCGACCGGGAUAUCGAGAAGUAA
This is a messenger RNA of Aspergillus oryzae RIB40, 1110 nucleotides long. RefSeq names its product bestrophin family protein. Lineage: Eukaryota; Fungi; Ascomycota; Eurotiomycetes; Eurotiales; Aspergillaceae. The transcript is spliced from 4 exons. The record is from RefSeq and is a predicted model, not a curated record. Gene Ontology annotation, molecular function: chloride channel activity. The coding region runs from base 1 to 1110 and encodes 369 amino acids.